GGCAUGAGCGACGGAGGCGCAUUGAGCGGUUGCGGUAAGUGUGGACGUCUCUGUAAGUGUGACGCUGUCAUGGCAGCGUUCAAAGGCAUCUGGACUCAAACCUUCUGGAAAGCAGUUUCAGCAGAAUUUUUGGCAAUGUUCAUAUUUGUCCUCCUGAGCCUUGGCUCCACAAUCAACUGGGGUGGAGCUGAAAAACCUCUACCUGUAGACAUGGUCCUUAUUUCUCUCUGCUUUGGACUCAGCAUUGCCACAAUGGUGCAAUGCAUUGGGCACAUUAGUGGUGGCCACAUUAACCCUGCUGUGACUGUUGCAAUGAUCUGCACGAGGAAGAUCAGCCUUGCAAAAUCGGUCUUCUAUAUUGCAGCCCAGUGCCUGGGGGCCAUCACAGGGGCAGGGAUUCUCUACCUUGUUACUCCCCAGAGUGUGGUCGGGUCCUUGGGAGUCACCUUGGUACACAGAGACCUUUCCGCUGGCCAUGGACUACUGGUGGAGUUGAUAAUUACAUUCCAGCUGGUUUUUACUAUUUUUGCCAGCUGUGAUUCAAAACGAAGCGACAUCUCUGGUUCAGUAGCAUUAGCAAUUGGAUUGUCGGUUGCAAUUGGACACUUAUUUGCUAUCAACUACACAGGUGCCAGCAUGAAUCCUGCUAGGUCAUUUGGACCUGCAGUUAUCAUGGGAAAAUGGGAACACCACUGGAUAUAUUGGGUAGGACCAAUUAUAGGAGCAGUCCUUGCAGCUGCCCUUUAUGAAUACAUCUACUGUCCUGAUGCUGAGCUCAAGCGCCGUUUCAAAGAGGCCUUCACUAAAACAAGCCAGCAGUCCAAGGGGAAAUACAUAGAAGUCGAAGACACCAGGAGCCAGGUGGAGACAGAUGAUUUGCUCUUGAAGCCUGGAAUGGUCCAUGUCAUUGACAUUGAGAAGGGUGAAGAUAAGAAGGGAAGAGACCCAACAAAUGAGGUGCUGUCAUCUGUAUGACUAGCAAGGAGCACUGAAAGCAGAGAACAGCCUACUAGCUUGCCCACAGAUAGCCUUCCACCCAUAAAAGAGACAGAUUUGCUGUAAAUUAGGCCCCUACCUCAUCAUAAAAUUAUAGGAAGAAAGUAGCAAUUAGUUGCUCUAUCAGACCACAACCCCAUUAUGUUGAAAUGGUAUCAAUUAACUAUAUUAAGUGACCCUCCUCGAUUAUUUUAAAUUAAGAAACAUCCUUUUGCCGAUGACGUUAGAGGGAAUCCGUCUGUUCCUUCUCUGUCCCAAGUAAAUUUUAGAAGAGGCAUACAUUUUAAUGCAGGCAAUUCCAAGUAGGAAAUAGCAGUCAUUGACAGUCAGAUUGACAGAUGAGACUUCCCUGAAGAUGCCUAUAGAGACAGAAAGCAGUGUCUAUCAGAUUGUUCUUCUGACACUUAAUUGCCUGUUGUCAAUCCUGAUUAGAAUUUUAGUGACAAUGAAAAGCUCAUAGACAGCAAGGCCAACAUAGAGGACACAAAACUCCUUCAGAUCAUUGGCUUUUUAUGUCCUGUUCUAAAACAGCCAUUCUGUCAACUUUUUAGAAUUGAUGCUACCUCUGGGGGUCAUUCCUUACAUUAAAUUCCAUAGAUUGUGCCUUCACUUUGUAUUUAAAAAAUCCUUCUGAUCAUAACUAAUAAUAUUGAAACUGAAGAGUUGUUAAUGAUGAUGCUGAAGGAAAUCAUCACUUUAUUAUCCCUCCUUUAAAACGUUUUCAUGAAAUUUCAGUUUUUAUAACAUAACAUUGGUAGAUUUUUCAGGGCUUACAAAGAAAAAGGAAAGUUUGUAUUUUAUCAGUAUUAGAAGUAAAAGAUGAUGGGCACAAUUCCACCAAAUUUAAGCACUCUGCAGUUCAAUCCUAAAAACACUUUCCUGGGAGUAGUCCAGAGUAGAAUUUUGAGUAAAUACCCAAAUAUUAUAAUGGGAAAUACUUAGGCAUAUGCUUAACUGUCCCAUUAAGUAAAUGGAAUUUCAAAGUGCUUCACUAUGGAUGGAGACUAUCCUGAAAGUAUCUGUGUAUCAGAAGAAAAAUGAAGGCUAAUCUGUUUUCAGUGCACUUAUCCAAUAAAAAAGUUAUUGUGCCAAGUUUAUGUAACUGAAAUGUUAAACUUCUCUACUGUGCUCACAAUGUGAUUUUUUAUUUAUAGCAAACAGGCAUUUAUUAAUAAUUUAAAAUACUGGCUGUGAAAUACUUCGGCAGAUGAUGCAUUGCUUUUGACUGUUUUGUGGAUAACAAGCUUUGUCUUAGAGCUGCUUCAAACGCUACAGAUUUCCUACACCGAAAUUUGUUCCAUGCAGAAGAAUGUGUACACCAUAUGUGGUAGUUGUUCGGGUACAUCUGUUCCACCCUCUGUACAUUCAUUGUACAUGUGCUGUAAAGCCACAGCUAACAAAGGCAGGUGCAAUUGUCCCAACAAAAUCUAUGAAGCAGUUGAGCGGAAUCUGAAUUUUCAAUGCAUUAGGAAGCAGUAACAUGCAAAAGCUUGCAACAUUUGUCUGUACAUGUUGCUGAACAGCAAGCUGCCAUUUAUGAACUUUAAAUGCUUUUGGUCAAAAAGGAGUAACGUUUACACUUUCCAAAUAUCAACAGAAUUGAUUUCUAUAAUGGCUGAAGUAUAGUCUGUGCAGAAACCAUCCAUUUAGAAUGGUUUGUUAAUGUGUAUCUUAUGUAUCAGCAAGUACCUUCUGAUUUAUGGCAACCCAUAUGUGACAUAAAUGCAAAACCAUUCCAAACACAUCUAAUCCAAUAACAAAUGGUAAUAACCAGGGCUUUUUUUCCCAGCCAGAACGCAGCAGAACUGCAUUCCGGCACCUCUUGAAAAUACCCAUGUGACAUGGGUAUUCGGCCAAAAUGGUUGAAAUGGGCCUGAAACAGCCAGGAUAGGGCAGCUGUCAGGUGGGGGAGGGUUGCCCUGUGUGGCAGAGGCCCGU
Molecule: messenger RNA, 2934 nt
Organism: Eublepharis macularius
Lineage: Eukaryota; Metazoa; Chordata; Lepidosauria; Squamata; Eublepharidae
Gene: AQP4
Product: aquaporin 4
Exons: 5
Coding region: 4-975 (323 amino acids)
Biological process (GO): transmembrane transport
Cellular component (GO): plasma membrane; basolateral plasma membrane
Molecular function (GO): water channel activity
Source: RefSeq, a predicted model, not a curated record